Scomber scombrus (Atlantic mackerel) is the source of this 1227-nucleotide messenger RNA. RefSeq names its product divergent protein kinase domain 1A-like. Bases 16 to 1227 code for a protein of 403 amino acids. The record is from RefSeq and is a predicted model, not a curated record. The transcript is spliced from 4 exons. NCBI's taxonomy places the organism in Eukaryota, Metazoa, Chordata, Actinopteri, Scombriformes, Scombridae.
UUCUCUUACCUGCAUAUGAAGUACCUGUUCUUCUCCUGGCUGGCAGUGUUCGUGGGGAGCUGGAUAGUGUACGUGGAGUACUCCUCCUACACGGAGCUGUGUCGUGGGCACGAGUGCAAAAAUUCAAUAUGUGACAAAUAUAGAAGAGGAGUCAUUGACGGCUCAGCAUGCAGCAGCCUGUGUGAGAAAGACACGCUGUACCUGGGAAAGUGCUUCACCACCAAGCCCAACAGCCAGGUGUACUCCGGCAGCUGGGGAGACCUGGAGGGCGUCAUUAAAUGCCAGAUGGAGGAGGCUCCUCAUUAUGAUUUGGGAACUGAGAUGGAGCCGAGGAAGGAGGCUGUGGCCUUCAACAAGCCCACCAAGGGGACUUCUGUGGAGAAGUUCAGAGAGAUGAUUUUCAACCACCUGAAGGCCAAAGCAGGGGAUCAGGCCAACCUCGCAGACCUGGCAACUCAAGUAUUGUCUAUAGCAGAUGCCAACAAGGACGGCCAUAUCACAUUGCCCGAGGCUCGCUCCACGUGGGCUCUGCUGCAGCUCAAUGAGUUCCUGCUGGCAUUAGUGCUACAAGACAGAGAGCACACGCCUAAGUUACUGGGCUUCUGUGGAGACCUGUAUGUGAUGGAGAAAGUGCCGCACUCUCCCCUGUACGGCAUCAGUCUACCCUGGAUCAUGGAGGUGUGGAUUCCUGCGGGUCUGCGCCGCAGCAUGGACCAGUGGUUCACCCCCUCGUGGCCACACAAGGCCAAGAUCUCCAUCGGCCUGCUGGAACUGGUCGAGGACGUUUUCCACGGCACCUUCGGGAGCUUCCUCAUGUGCGACGUGAGAGCCACCAGCUUCGGCUACAACGACCGCCACGAUUUGAAGGUGAUGGACGCACGGUACAUCGUUCCAGAAGCCAUCUUCCAAGAAGGCAUUAGGCAGCAGCGUUGCAACGUGGACGAGGACUGUCUCUACGGGGCCGACUGCCUCACUUCCUGCGACCUCACCAAGCACCGCUGCACGCCCGAGGUCACCAGGCCAAACUUAGCCAAAGCCUGCGACACACUCAAGGACUAUAUUUUGAGGGGGGCACCGUCUGAUGUGAGGGAGGAGCUGGAGAAGCAGCUGUACGCCUGCAUCGCAUUGAAAGGUGCAGCAGAACAGAUGGAAAUCGAGCACUCGCUGAUUCUGAACAAUCUCAAGACUUUGUUAUGGAAGAAAAUUUCUCACACUAAAGACUCCUAA